Hyphopichia burtonii NRRL Y-1933 is the source of this 1002-nucleotide messenger RNA. RefSeq names its product histone deacetylase (gene HST2). The transcript has a single exon. The record is from RefSeq and is a predicted model, not a curated record. NCBI's taxonomy places the organism in Eukaryota, Fungi, Ascomycota, Pichiomycetes, Serinales, Debaryomycetaceae. Bases 1 to 1002 code for a protein of 333 amino acids. Gene Ontology annotation, molecular function: NAD+ binding; histone deacetylase activity, NAD-dependent.
AUGGAUUUUCCAAAAACAUUAAGUCCAAUUGUCGAAGCCGUCAAAAAAAAUAAGAAGGUAUGCUUUUUCCUAGGGGCUGGAGUCAGUACGAGUUGCGGGAUCCCUGAUUUUAGAAGCCCCAAGACUGGGUUAUAUGCUAAUUUAAAGAAACUCAAUCUUCCAUACCCUGAGGCAGUAUUUGACAUUGAUUAUUUCAGAGAAAAACCAGACGCUUUUUAUACUCUAGCACAUGAAUUAUACCCAGGAAAUUUUCUUCCUUCAAAGUUUCAUUUUUUACUAAAAUUGUUCCAAGAUAAAAGGUUAUUGAAGAGAGUUUAUACCCAGAACAUUGAUACUUUAGAGCGUUUAGCAGGAGUCGAAGAUGAUUAUAUAGUGGAGGCCCACGGUUCUUUCGCCAAUAACCAUUGCAUUGAUUGUCAUGAAGAAAUGUCUUCUGAAGAAUUGAAGAAACAUGUUUUCAAUAGAGAAGUGAACAACGGUAUCCCUACUUGCUCCAAGUGUAAAGGCUUUGUUAAACCCGACAUUGUGUUUUUUGGUGAAAACCUUCCGGCAAGAUUUUUCUCUCAAUGGGAUGAAGAUUGUGAAGACGUGGAUAUCGCCAUCGUGGCAGGUAGCUCUUUAACCGUUUAUCCAUUCGCAGGUCUUCCAUCUGAAGUUGGAAAGAAUUCAAUUAGAUUACUUGUAAAUAGAGAAGCUGUGGGUGAUUUCAAGUCUCGUAAAAGAAAGAAUGAUAUUCUUGCACUAGAAGAUUGUGAUUACGUUGCUGAAACCCUUGCAGAUCUUUUAGGCUGGAAACUGGAUUUGGAUAAAUUAAUAAAAGCUGCUGAAGCUGAAUUUGAAAGCACCAAGAACGAAAAGAAACCCAGCGCCGAGCUGGAUGCUAAAGAAUUGGCUAGCAAAAUCAAGAAAGUCGAACUCAAAGACGGUGAUUCUGCUCCUACCAAGAAGGAAGAUGCAGAUGUCAAAGACUUGGAUGAAGAAAUUGCAAAACUCAAGAUUUGA